AUGUCUCACCAGCUAAGGCCCUUUCUUGAUGAUUCAGCAAGCAGCUUUGUUGAGCGUCUGUUUGAAGCCCUUGAGGAAAGCAAAAACAGGCGUGGCAAUAAAGGAGCUGGAGAGAAGAACCGCAAAAGAGAGCUUAAGGAAGUGUUUGGAGAUGAGGUGGAAGGAGUGAAGGAUGGAGAUGGUGUGGAAUCUGCAGUAAAGAAGAAGAGGGUGCCUCGCUUUGAGGAGGUGGAGGAACCAGCUGUUUUACCUGGACCCCCUACAGAGAGUCCUGGCAUGCUCACCAAGAUGCAGAUCAAGCAAAUGAUGGAAGCAGCCACGCGGCAGAUUGAGGAGAGAAAGAAACAGCUAAGUCUUGUGGCUCCUGUCCCUAAUGUCCAGCCUAGAUUGAUUCCCUCUCAGACAGACUCUAGUGCUCAACAUCCCAUCCUUCCAGCAAUGGGUGCGACCCAGUCCAUCGCUCCCUCCCAGGCUGCUAACUUCAUGAAUGAUGCUAUAGAGAAAGCCCGCAAGGCAGCUGAGCUGCAGGCCAAGAUCCAGUCCACACUGGCUAUGAAACCCGGAAUUCUGGGUGCUUUGGGAAACACAGGGCCACAUAACCUGGUAGCCCUGGCUAACCUGCAUGCCAUGGGCAUAGCACCACCUAAAGUGGAACCACGCGAGGUCACAAAGCCAACACCCCUCAUUUUGGAUGAGCUUGGACGAACUGUUGAUGCCAGUGGGAAAGAAGUUGAGCUCACACAUCGUAUGCCCACUCUAAAAGCCAACAUCAGAGCAGUGAAGAGGGAACAGUUUCGGCAGCAGUUAAAGGAAAAGCCCAGUGAUGACCUGGAAUCCACGUCUUACUUUGACCCACGUGUGGCUAUCAUUCCUGCUCAGAGAGCCAAGAGAGGGUUUAGAUUCCAUGAACAGGGACGCUUUGAGAAGAUCGCCCAGCGCAUACGCACAAAGGCUCAGUUGGAGAAACUACAGAUGGAGAUUUCUCAGGCUGCCAAAAAGACAGGCAUACAGGCCUCCACUAAACUGGCUCUUAUUGCCCCCAAGAAGGAGUUGGGAGAGGGGGAGAUUCCUCACAUAGAGUGGUGGGACUCCUUCAUUCUGCCUUCCCAAAUAGAACUAUUUGCACAUACAAAUUUUGAUGAGGUGGAGAUGCAUGGAGUCACCAACCUAGUUGAACACCCAAUUCAGAUGGCCCCACCAGUGGAUAUAGACAAGCCAGUGACUCUGGGUGUGUAUUUGACCAAGAAGGAACAGAAGAAGCUGAGGAGACAAACACGCAGAGAAGCCCAGAAAGAGUUGCAGGAAAAGGUCCGAUUGGGUCUUAUGCCUCCACCUGAACCUAAAGUGCGGAUCUCUAAUCUGAUGAGGGUCUUGGGGACGGAAGCUGUGCAGGACCCCACUAAAGUGGAGGCUCAUGUUAGAGCACAAAUGGCAAAGAGGCAGAAAGCCCAUGAGGAGGCAAAUGCAGCACGCAAACUCACAGCAGAACAAAGGAAAGAGAAGAAGGUGAAGAAACUUAAGGAGGAUUUGAGUCAUGGGGUUCACAUUGCUGUUUACAGAAUCAGAAAUCUGCACAACCCAGCCAAGAAGUUUAAGGUGGAGGCCAAUGCAAACCAACUGUACCUCACUGGCACCGUGGUACUUCACAAAGACGUCAACAUCAUAGUAGUGGAGGGAGGCCCCAAAGCACAGAAGAAAUUUAAACGACUGAUGUUGAAUAGAAUCAAAUGGGAUGAGCUGAAUUCCAAGAGAGAUGAGCCUCAAGAUUCAGAUGAUGAGGGUUCCAGGAAGAAUAAUAAAUGCACAUUGGUUUGGGAGGGUACAGCCAAGGAACGUAGCUACGGGGAGGUUAAGUUUAAACAGUGUCCAACAGAAAGUAUGGCUAGGGAACAUUUUAAGAAGCAUGGCACUGAGCACUACUGGGACUUGGCUCUGAGUCAGAGUGUUCUGGAGACAACUGAUUGGACCCGCUACGGAAGAGCGGAGGUGGAUUUGGGAUGCUCUGACGUCGCCCUGGCCAGCAGCCAGACUGUACGCGUUUCCCCCGAUCAAGAUAUUGCUGCUGGUGUUAUGCAAGAUCAGAGAGGAGGGGGCUUCGGUGAUACUCAUGGCCCCGUGCUGGCCAAACCAGCCUUGGUUCCUAGACCUGACAGAGCUGCUGGUGGUGCCGACCUGGCUGAUUCCUGUCAGGAAGGAUCUGCUGUCUCAAGCGAGCGGCUCGGUGUGGCACCUGAACCCGGAGUUAUGGAGCCUUCAUGUGUGGCUGCUUCGGAGAUAUCAGAGGAGCUGAGCGCCCUGCAUUUUUGA
Molecule: messenger RNA, 2307 nt
Organism: Sinocyclocheilus rhinocerous
Lineage: Eukaryota; Metazoa; Chordata; Actinopteri; Cypriniformes; Cyprinidae
Product: U4/U6 small nuclear ribonucleoprotein Prp3-like
Exons: 17
Coding region: 1-2307 (768 amino acids)
Biological process (GO): mRNA splicing, via spliceosome
Cellular component (GO): U4/U6 x U5 tri-snRNP complex
Source: RefSeq, a predicted model, not a curated record